Cloeon dipterum is the source of this 1374-nucleotide messenger RNA. RefSeq lists its product as uncharacterized. The transcript has a single exon. The record is from RefSeq and is a predicted model, not a curated record. Lineage: Eukaryota; Metazoa; Arthropoda; Insecta; Ephemeroptera; Baetidae. Gene Ontology annotation, molecular function: protein binding. Bases 1 to 1374 code for a protein of 457 amino acids.
AUGGAUGAUCAAUCCCUAAGAGUGGAAUUCCUCCCUUACGACUCUCUUGAAGAAAGGUUGGAGUUCGUCAACGAAUGCAUUGGUGACAUUCCUGCAAUUCUGUACUCGGCAGAAUUCGAAGACUUAGAUUUAUGCCAGGAGCUCGUGAAUACAAAGGGAGUAGAUGUCAACGAAAGGGAUGAAAAUGGCUUCGACGUCUACCAUUGCGCAGCCCAGAAUCAAACCUGCGACUUGGACCUGCUCGAUUUCUUCGUGUCCUGUGGAGCAACAAUGCAAAGAAGAAAUUUCACUGACGUUGAUGCAGUCAAUUUCGCUCUGGAACGCUGGAAUUUUAAGUUUGCCUUCAAGCUGUUUGAUUUGUACGAAUCCGAGGAGAGCUUUCUCCUGCAUUGCAUUUGUAGCAACCUAGAUUCGUUGAAACUCGCUUUUGGGCAGGACCCUUCUGUGGUCAAAGUGAAGGGCAGUGACGAAUUCGACACGCGAAUUUUGAAGGAGGCGGCCCGGUUCAAAGAUUUGGAGACAUUCGAGUGGCUCGUCGAGGUAGCCAGCAGCUUCGUCGGAGAUUUAUUCAAGAGUAAAGAAUGGCAAAUCGAAAUUCUCAGGGAAGCUUCUCGCAAUGAUGAACAUGGUGAGGCAAUCGCCGCCUUCAUAUUUGCUUCUUUCCCCAGGACCUCGAGCGAAAAUGAUUUGACACAAGUUCUCACGGAUAUCAUUCUGAGAGGAAACUUGGAAGUCGCCAAUUUAUUGGUGGAUAAAGGUGCCAACCUGAAUGUGCGCAUGAAAGGGCAAAUAUCCCUCUUUCAGCACUGCGUGGCCAUGAAUUCAGUCAGGGCCGCCAAAUUCGUGUACCAACGGCACCCUGAGAUGGUAAACACACGCACGGUGAUUCGCGCAGCUUGCCAGGCAAACGUUGAAAUGUGCGAGUGGCUGCUUGGACUUCCCAAGGACCCCAACCUUUGUGAUCAAGCACCCUUGUUUUUUCAGGGCGUUUUGAGUAACAUAGAGCACGGCGCAGAAAUCAUUCGUCGCUUUGAGUCAAAAGUGCGUGCGCGUGUAAAUGAACCUUUCAAAAGGUUCGAUCCCGUCGGUCCCUUACUUCCACUCUAUGCGGCCAUGAAAAUUGAAAACCUUGAGGCUGCAGAGGCGUUGCUCGAGAUGGGCGCCGAUUUGAACGUGAAACUUCAGGGCGUUAUAAAUUUGCUGCUCUACUGCUUAGGGAUUAAUUUUCUAGGAGGCGCAAAAUUUGUGUAUUCUAAGGACAAGAGCCAGCUGGACGGUAAAUUCAAGGGCGCCGCUAUGCUAAUCGCCACGAAGUAUGGAAACCAAGAAAUGAAGCAAUGGCUAAAUGACGUUCUGCCACCCACUCAGGACUGA